CGUGCAACUGAAAUUUGCCAAAUGCGUAGUAGCUUUUAUUGUUUUGGGGUUAGAACCAGUUAGUUCUUCAUUGACUGUUUGGCCGUACAUUAACAAUAAAAUCUGAUGUUUUAAAAAGGCACUUCAUUCCAUUUUUAUGUGUGGGGAAAAGUAUAGUACAAGUUUAAGUGCUUUAGCUUUGUGAAAUCUCCGUGUAAUAACUUAAGUGGUAAGAGUCUAGCAGGUGGUGACAAAUGAGCUUCAUUUAUAAUAACCCAGACCAACAGGUCGACUCUGAGGAAUUUGAUUUUUCGGUACUUUUCGACAAUAGCCACGAUGAGGACUUCGCCACAAAAGAGGCAGAAAAUGUUGCUGCUUCUCACAAGGGCAUUGUUCCUCCUUCUGGGAUCGGUUUCCCAACUAUGGAUGUCUCCCAAUAUGGAUCUCAAUCAUGUAGCUCAAUGGCAUCUACAAUGUUAGCUGGAGAACACAUGAGUGAAUAUGGCCAAGUGGACAACAGAGAGUUCAAAUACUACCUGGAAGCUGCAAAGCCAAAUGCAUCAUCUAGUGUAGAAAGCCCAAGAAUUGAGAUCACGCCAUCACCUGGACUGUUUCAUGUAGCUCCACAUGUAGCCAGCUGUGGAGAGCAAACAUAUCAUUCUCCCACAGCAGUUCCUAGAGUUACCUUACCUGUGCCAGGUUCUGAAAACAUUGUAUACAGGGAUCCAAACAGUCCAGCUAGUAGUGCCUCGUCAACAAGUUGGCAAUCAGUUGUGUCUCAUGAGUCGAGUUCCCAUUAUGGCAUCUCGCCUCAGACCUCACCAAUAACAUCUCCAUGUGUCUCACCAAAAAAUGGCUCAGAAGAAUAUCAAGGUCAGGGUGUUCACCAUUCUCCAAGAACAUCUCCUGUCAACUCACCCUCAACUCACAGUGAAAACUGGCAGAAUGCAAGGUCACCAUCCCCAACACCCCGACCUUCUUCAAGAUCAUCAUCACCUUGUGGAAAGAGAAGAUAUUCCUGUGACCGCUCCAGAACUCCUUCUCCACAGGCUUCACCAAGAGUCAUUGCAAGAGAUGAACCCGGUUUGCACCAAUUUUCAAAUUCUGCAAGUCUUGCAGAUGCAAUGAGCACGCUCACCACUGAUUCCAACAAUGACCUGGGUGAAAUGCUUCCUGUAAAGGCUCGUAUCAUGGAUCUUACUCCGCCAUCCUCCCUUAAAACUGACAUGUGUAAAGGAGAAAAACUUACCAGCCUUACCACGCUGAAUUAUGCCGAGUUUUCAGGGCCCUGUCAGGAUUUGAAGAAAGAUGUUUAUGGCGUUGACCCGCUUUUUCUGAUGCCUCCUCAUCCUUUCCAGUGGACAAAACCCAAACCUACAUGCACCAUUCCUCCUCUGCCACCUCUGGAGUGGCAGCUGCCAAGUGUAUCGGGACAAUACAAAUUGCAGAUUGAGAUACAGCCUAAACCUCACCAUCGAGCACACUAUGAAACAGAAGGAAGCCGUGGGGCAGUUAAAGCUCCAAGUGGUGGUCAUCCUGUGGUCCAGCUGCAUGGCUACAUGGAGAACAAGCCUUUAAGCCUGCACAUAUUUAUUGGAACAGCGGAUGAGCGACUCCUGAGGCCACAUGCCUUUUACCAAGUCCAUCGCAUCACUGGCAAAACAGUCUCAACCACCAGCUACGAGAAAAUCUGCGGCAAUACCAAAGUUCUGGAAAUCCCGCUCCAACCAGAAAACAACAUGAAAGCAGUGAUUGAUUGUGCUGGAAUAUUGAAGCUGAGAAAUGCUGAUAUCGAGCUGAGGAAAGGAGAAACGGACAUUGGCAGGAAGAACACCAGAGUGAGGCUGGUUUUUCGAGUGCACAUUCCUCAGCCCAGUGGCAGGACUAUCUCACUGCAGGUUGCUUCCAAUCCCAUUGAAUGCUCUCAGAGAUCAGCCCAUGAGCUACCUAUGGUGGAAAAGCAGAGCACAGACAAUUGUUUAGUCACAGGUGGACAGCAAAUGAUCCUCAAUGGUCAAAACUUUACGACUGAGUCAAAGGUGCUUUUCACAGAGAAGACUCCUGAAGGACAACAGAUAUGGGAGGUAGAGGCAACAGUAGAUAAAGAUAAAAGUCAGCCCAACAUGCUGUUUGUUGAAAUUCCACGUUAUCGGAACCAGCAUAUUCGCACACCAGCCAAAGUGAACUUCUGUGUUGUUAAUGGAAAAAGGAAGAGAAGCCAACCACAGAGAUUUACGUAUCUCCCCACAGUGCCUGUCAUUAAAACAGAACCUAUUGAUGAGUGUGAAGGUGCCAUAUUCUGCAAUACUGUACAUCACGGAACCAUGUCUCAGUUUUAUUAUACACAGCAGGUCAUGACCCCUGUAAUGGUCGCUAACCCCACUUCCUGUCUUGGAGGAAGCAUGAAUUCCUGUCGUUCUGGAUUCUCUCCACAUGAUUCUAAGUAUCAGCAGCAGAAUCCAAUAGGAGCAGUCUAUCAAAGAUCUAAAGGUGGCAGUCCAAAUCAUCUUGGCUAUCAACCAUCUGCUGUAAUGGUGCCAUCAAUUCCCAUAAUUCAAGAUGCUCACAGAUCUGUGUUGGUACAUGCUGGGUCACCUGCCCAGUCUUCAAUGCUGCACCAGUCUCCUACCAAUCAAUCUUCUCCGAUAAUUCAUCAUUCCCCAAACAACCGCGAGUCUUCUUCCAUGAUCCAAAAUUCUCCAACCAACCAUCAGUCAUCCAUGAUACAACAUUCCCCAACCCAUCAGCAAUUAUCAUCAAUGAUUCACCAUUCACCUACUAGCCAGCUAUUGCGAUACAACAGCCACCAGGAUUACCAGCAACAGGUGUAUCCAGAGAAUGAUGCCCAAGUGCCUAUUAUGCGAUCCACUACACCACAACCAGUACAUCAUGUGCAAAAAAGUAGUCCAAAUCAAUAUCCAGCUGUGAUUCAGCAACAGCAGCAACCAUCCAAUACAAUCCAGAAGGUUUCCAAAAACAGGCCCUCACCAAGUCAUCUUGCAACCUUGAUAAUGGAUCCACAGGAGAAGGAAACUACAAGUUCUGGAGUCACAGUGAAGCAGGAACCACAGAACCUGGACCAGGCAUACCUGGAUGAUGAAACUUCAUGGGACUUCUUCAAAAGGCUGGAGCACUUUAAUAAGUUAAUGAAAUUAUAAGAAAAGAUCUUUCUGCAGUCACUGUGCGAAGCCAGUCGUAGACCCAGCAAAUUUACAAUGGACACUUCCUUGCAUAACCUUGGAAAUUUUCUACACUUCCAGUGGCACCCUCGGUGUAUCAAUAGGUCAGCUGUAAGGUUCACAUUCAGCUGCACAGAACAAUAUGCUGGCAAGGAGUUGGUUUCUCUGACUAAUCACCAUGGGAACUUUCACUGUGUCAAUUUCAACUUAACAAAUUUUCCUCAUUGUUUCCAUUCAUACAGUGUAUUUAUUGGGUCCAAUAACUGUAUUUUCAGUUUACACUUGUACACUUUUAUUCAUUUAGAUCACACCCAUUUCCAGUCAGAUUUGCAAAGAAGAACUGAAUUUUAGACCCCUCCACUCGAAGUUUGAGUUAUUUUUAAGCUCUUCUUAUUAUCUUCUUUAACUACAAGGGCCACAAGUAUCUUUGCAAUCAUGUUCACAGAAUAGACAUGGCUUGAAGUCAAAAUGAAAUGUGCUGGUAUGAAAAAGCUGGUUGACUGCAAGAAUGUGCAUCACUGCUGCUUUGACAUCCCAGACAAAAUACAUUUUUAUUUUAUUCACCAGGCUGCAACUACCAGUUUUGUGCAACAAUUUAUUGAUUUAUAUUGAACAGGGGUAACUGGUAAAUGAUAUCAGCAGGAGCAUAACGUUUCUAUCAGACUAAGUAAGUUAUUUUAUGUCCAGCAGUUUAAGGAGUACAGCUAGAAUCAAUAUGCUCUGUUGAAGCUCAAGGUUUCUUUCUGACAUAUUCUGGGAUGUUGUUAAUAUAACUCUGAUAUAAAAUAAUCUCAGAAGACUAAGGUAAAACAAAUGUAGAAUUCAAGAAUAACUAAUACUGAUAACUGAUGCAUGUUGAUUUACUUAUCCAACAUCUUAGGUCAUUGCAGAUGUAAUUGUUAAUAUCUCAAGCUUUGAAGAGUAAGUCUUUUCUGUGUAUAACUUGUUUUCCUGUUAUAGAAUAUAGUCGUUCAACCACAUACAUAUAUAACAAAAAAAAAAUCUUUUUGCUAUUUCAAGAAAUGCUGCCAUUGUGUUAGCAGUUCUAGGUAACAAUCGAAUCUACUUUUUUUUUAAUAAAGUCUGAGAAUGAAGCUAUUUUCUAUGUUUUCAAAAGGAAUCAAGGUAAUUUUAAAUAUAUAUUAACAUAUCUGGUGUACAUGUUGUUUGUCAAUUUCUUAAAGUUAAUAUUGUGAUCAGAGUAAAAACUUCUCUACUGCCCAGCUGAAAUUCCACUGUUUGGAGUUUAAUCAGGCUUGCUGGAAGACACAACACAACCUGCUGUAUAAAGCAGGUUAAAUAUUUUUACAUUUUUAUCAUUAAUUUCUUCUUGGACAUGUAGUUGCAAUUUUAUCCUGAUAACUAGUAACUGCUUACACAGUAUCAGGAUUAUUCCUUUUGUAGCCGUUUUUAGCUGAAUGGUUUUGAAUUAAUAAAGCUUCAACCAGUCUUUUCCCCUUAAUUAAUUGGGUGAUGCAAAUUUUGAGGCAUCCAAGUCUGCACACCAUCCUUGGGAUAUAUUUCCUGACACCUAGGUUCUAGAACAAAUUAUUGUUACAGUCAGGAUGGGAAUCAUUAACAUUGGCAUUAAUAUUGGCAGUGGCAAUCUAAGUGAUAGAUUAAGAAUUUCCCCGAAGGAAAGAUUGAGUAUUUUGUGCCUAAAGAAUGAGAAUUUGGGAUUAAUUAUUAUUGAGGUUGCUGAAAUGUUUCUGUUCAAUGUUUGGAAUGCUUUUGAUGGCAUACUGAUUUCAAAUCUUGUAAAUCCAGUGGCCCACUUUGUUGUUGCCAACCACAGAUGCCAUGCCAAUCACUCAAAAUUACAAGAACAUUUGUCAUACUUCACGAUGAACCAGAAGAUGCAUGUAUCUGUGCUAGUUAAAUUAUCCUCAUAUUUCUUGCACGGUUGGAGCUGUGCUUAUUGAAUAUAUUCCCAACUGAUGGGAUGGAAAAAUGCAUGGCAGAAGUAGAUUUAGAUAUUAUAAAUAUUAACUUGUUAUUGUUAACUGCCAUUUUGUGGGGCCAUAAAUUAUUAUCAACCUUAUGGUACUAUAACUGAAAUGAAACUGGAUGGGAGAUAGUACUUGGGUGUCAUAAUGUUUCACAUUUCACAUUUCCAUAAAGAAAGGGCUUUUUGUAUUCUAUAAUUUGCUAAACUGUAAAAAGAUUCAUAAGUAUUCCUGGUUCCUAUAAGAAAGCAAUUAUUAUGAGAAGCCCCACGCAAAAGGACUGGUUUGUAAUCUGGUGCCUCAUAAGAAAUCAUUCAGCGGUGCAUCUUCCUACAAAUACUUUUGCUUUAUAAAUAGGUACAGUAAACUUUAGUAACAACAUCUAUGAUUUCAAAAUGUUUUAUUGAUGCAUUGAAUGUAGAAAGCCUAAUUGUGAUUUUUAUAUAGAUGAAUUUAUUUUAGUUUUGUAUUAAACUUAUAUUUAGCUUGCUUAAAUUCUGAAUGCUUCUUACCAUAUUUUCAUUCCAUAACAACAAAUUAUAAAUGAUUUGUUAGACAGUGUUUCACAUAUUAUGUAAUCAAGCAUGAAUACUGCCAACUGAUGUAAAUAGCUUGUAAUGUAGGGAUCAGAAAUGAGAAGUCUUUAAAUGUGAUGGAAUAUAGAGAUAGGGAUGGCAUCUUCUAAUAUUACAUUGUAGACACAUUAUUUUCUUUCCCCUUUCAAAAAUCACAUUUAUUUACUGCCGAGGGAUAAUUGGUUCAUGGAUUAUAUCUGUGUCAAGGAAUCUUCUUUAAAGUUAUUUUUCCUGCUUAUUACUUAUGAACAAUGGAGAGAACAAAUCUCCUAGCUUUUGCUUUUAAGCUUGCUGUUGCCUGAUCAUCUAUAUUUAAUCUCGAUCUCUUAUUUCAUAUCAGAGUUAAAAUAAUGCAUGGAAGGAUGUUCCUACCAGUAAAUCCUUUCAUAAAUCACAUAGAGUAACCUAUAAGUCCUACAUAUUACAAAUUGAAACUGUUACAGGCGAAAAAAUGUAUCAUAAUUUCAUAAAAUCUUUGUAAAUUUAAAACAAAUUCUAUUUUGUUGACCCUCAGAGUGUUUAUAUUUUUAAACUAUUCCUCUUUUUUAGCAAAAACCAAAUUUGUAAUAGAACAAUAAAAUAUAUAAAAUAGAAAGGCAGGAUAAAACUACGCAAUCCAUCUGUGUACAUUUACAAGAAUGAAAUCUUAUAAAGAUUUUGCAAAUUAACCCAAGUUAAUACAUGUUUGAAGUACAAGUUGCUUUAUUUACUUUUGUGAUUCCAAGGCUGGGUGGUCAAUGUAUUAUUCUGUAUAAAAUUGGCCCCAGGCUUCUUCUGUGGCAUUCAUUGCUAUAUUUGAAUUUUUAAUACUGUUGAGUAUUAUUGGCUCUUUCAAAGUGCGCAAUAUAACUCAAUUCUUGUUUAUAAAUCUAUUUUGUAACAAAUAUUUAAAUACAUAUCAAAAGAUGGUAAUUGGGAUUCAAAUGGAAAAUGUUUAAAGGAGUCAGCUUCUUGUAUGUGUUAUGUAAUUUAUGUACAGUUUAUUACAGAACUAUAUUUUGCUUUAGAACAUUGUCAGCUCCAGCAUUUUUUAAUUGCUGUAUUUUGUCAAGCUCUUUCAAUUCUGUUUUUAAUGAUGCACAAGAUCCCUCCAUCAACAACAUUCAGCCCCUUAAAAUGAUCAAGGCUGCAGUUGGCAUGUACUUAGAAACUGACAAGCAUGGACAUUUUGUAUUAGUUUAUUGUGGAUGGUGGCCACAUUUGUACAUGAGGAAACAGCAUCUUUCCUCAGUUGUCUAAAUGGUUUGCUGCAGUGCCUUCCUGUCAUUGUACUGAAACAAAAAUUAAAGAACUGGAUGCCAAAAAAAUCAACCCUGUUUUCCACAGAUCUUUGUAAAGUAUUUCAAAGAGAAAUCUAGUUUUUUUUGCUAAGGAUCUACCAAGCAAAGUAUGUUUUGAGCCAACAAAGUUCUUAGCAAAGGUCAACUACGGAAAGCUGACUCAUAAAGGUCCAUGUGUAAUAGCAGAAAGAAUGUGAUAAAGUUAAGAUUUGCACUGUUAAAUGUAAUGCCAUUGAUUAAGAGCAAUAUAUUCCUUCUGAAUGUAGAACUUCUCUAAAGACAGCACUAUAUUUUUUGUAAUGUAAAGAUUUCUGCUGCUUACCUUUGUAUCCAAAAAGUUCUCAUUAUCUAUUCUUGUUUUCCAAAAGCAUGAUGUUGUUUAUUUUAUUUUAGAAAUGUAGUUUUUUUUAAAUAAUUUUGUUUCAUGCUCCUGAUUCUAAACCAUUGUUGAUACUAUUUGCUUAUAUGCCUGCCUCUUUAUAAUCCCUUCAGUGUCAGAUCUAAUGAGAUUUGAACUAAUGCAAUGUAGUCAAGUACUGCUUAAAAAUAUAUAUAUAUAUUUAACAUUUAUUCAAUGUAAAGAAAUAUAUUUACUAAGAUUUUCUAAAAAAAUAAGAACCAGCACAGAAGGGGUUAAAUGCAUCUGAUGAAAUAGACAUUUAUUCUUUAAGCAAAGUAUUAAAUCAUUAACUUUUGUACUCUGAUGCUAAUUGUAAUAACAUUUUGCAUUGCCAUGCUUAGA
Pristis pectinata (smalltooth sawfish) is the source of this 7701-nucleotide messenger RNA. It is a transcript of the gene nfatc2a, whose product is annotated as nuclear factor of activated T cells 2a. The coding region runs from base 234 to 3137 and encodes 967 amino acids. The transcript is spliced from 11 exons. Gene Ontology annotation, biological process: calcineurin-NFAT signaling cascade; regulation of transcription by RNA polymerase II; cytokine production. Gene Ontology annotation, molecular function: transcription factor binding; DNA-binding transcription factor activity, RNA polymerase II-specific; RNA polymerase II cis-regulatory region sequence-specific DNA binding. The record is from RefSeq and is a predicted model, not a curated record. Gene Ontology annotation, cellular component: transcription regulator complex. NCBI's taxonomy places the organism in Eukaryota, Metazoa, Chordata, Chondrichthyes, Rhinopristiformes, Pristidae.